AUGGUGAAGAGUAAGGACAGAAGCAGCAAAAGAGAAAAUGAAGAAAAGAAUAACAAUGGAAUCUGGAAUGCAAAGACAGGCCUCCCCGCCGGUGACCCCUGCUGCCCGAGUCGACGCCCAUCGACGCGCCUCUGCACCUGCGACCUGCUGCUGCCCAGCCCGACGCCGGAGCUCCGAAGCCUGCCGCUACUGCUCGUUCCCAUCGCGCCAGCCAUCAUCGUGCCGAAGCCGCUCCCCGCGCCGGUCACAUCGUCCCACCAGCCGCCGGAGAUCCUCUCACCCACGAGCUCGCUGCCGACACCGACGCCCGCGCCACCUCCGCUCCGUUCGAACACCGCUGCCGAGCCGAGAUCCAGGCGCCGGAGCUCCUCGCCGCAGCCGCCCGAGUCCUCCGCCCGUGACCUGCAGUGCCCGACGGCCCCUCCGUCUCUACCGCUGCCGACGACCAGCCGACUCCGCCCGUUGUCCGAGCACCGGCCCCCUCCGAGCGACCGCACCACAGCAACCCUAGCUGCUCCCACGACGCCUGACCCGCGACGGACGACCCGCCUGCAACCUGCGAGAUCUCGCACCGUCGCUCCACACCUCUGCUCCGCUCACGAAGCCGCCGUUGCUGCCGAGCCGCUCCACCAGCCCGACGCGCCGACGCCCUCGCUCGCCUGCUGCGCCCUGCCGUCGUCGUCCGCGAGCUCCACCCGACGCUGCUCGCCACGGCGCCGGAAUCCCCCUCACCGGCGACUGCACUAG
Molecule: messenger RNA, 747 nt
Organism: Eucalyptus grandis
Lineage: Eukaryota; Viridiplantae; Streptophyta; Magnoliopsida; Myrtales; Myrtaceae
Product: formin-like protein 14
Exons: 2
Coding region: 1-747 (248 amino acids)
Source: RefSeq, a predicted model, not a curated record